AUGGCAGUCGAUGCAAUGGAUAUCGACGCCCUGCCCCUGCGCACCGCAGAAGCAGAGCGCAAGCGCAAAUCCAAGACAACCGCCUCAUCACCAACAAAAAAGCGCAAGCAAGCUGCUACUGCUACUGCAACUGCUGCUGCUCCUGUUACCCCGGAGUCUCCCUUUUCCCUUAAAAAAGCAACCCUCUACCUCCCUCUCUCGCCAAUCUCGAUCUCCCCAACUCAUGCCCUAGCCUCUCUGCUAGCAGAGCACCUCUCCCCCCUCCUGCUCACCUACUACCCACCACUGAAAGGCGUGGUGAUGGCGUACUCCAACGCCUCAAUCUCAAGCAAGCCGCCCUCACCCACGUCCACACCAUCCGAGAACCCGCAGCCUCUCACCCUCGCCAGGACAGCCGACGAGUACGGCGUGCUAUACGUCUACCUGACUGCUACAUUCCUGGUCUUCAAGCCGGAGCGCGGCCAGAUCCUCGACGGCUGGGUCAACGUUCAGUCCGAUGGUUUCCUCGGCGCGGUAGUCUUCAACUUGUUCUCCGUUGGCAUUGAGCGCAAGCGCCUGCCGUCGAACUGGAAGUGGGUUCCUCCUGGUGAGGAGGCCGAGGCUACGGCCACGGACGAGGACUCCGCGUCCGAUAAGGAUAUGGCGGAUUUCGACGCCGAGAAGGAGGGCUUCCAGCCUGCUGCGCUGGAUGAGGAGGAGAUGCCGCUCGAGGGCGAGGAGGAGGAGUCUGCGCAUUCAGGCUAUUUCCAGUCUGUUUCGGGCCAUCGGGUGCGCGGCUCCGUGCGCUUCCGUGUUGUCGAUGUCGAUGUUAUUCCUGGGUCUGAGAGGGAUCGUGGGUUCCUCAGUAUUGAGGGAACUAUGUUGGGUGAUGAGGAGGAGGCGCGGCUGAGCGAGGCCGAGCGACAGGGACAGUCUCUGCCGCAUUCGUACUUUGAUGAGCCAGUGAAUGCUUCCAUUCCUGUGGCUGUGUCGGCCGUUGAGGCGGUCGAGGAGCCUGAGACUGUCGACGUGCACGUUGAGAGUCCGAAGAAGGAGAAGAAGGUGAAGAAAGAAAAGAAGGACAAAUCCGAGAAGAAGGAGAAGAAGUCCAAGUCUUCCAAAAAGAAGGAAUAA
Messenger RNA from Penicillium soppii, 1113 nucleotides. RefSeq names its product DNA-directed RNA polymerase I subunit RPA43. Gene Ontology annotation, cellular component: RNA polymerase I complex. The coding region runs from base 1 to 1113 and encodes 370 amino acids. Lineage: Eukaryota; Fungi; Ascomycota; Eurotiomycetes; Eurotiales; Aspergillaceae. The record is from RefSeq and is a predicted model, not a curated record. Gene Ontology annotation, biological process: DNA-templated transcription initiation. The transcript has a single exon.